Soboliphyme baturini is the source of this 1398-nucleotide messenger RNA. Lineage: Eukaryota; Metazoa; Nematoda; Enoplea; Dioctophymatida; Soboliphymatidae. The record is from the annotation of a GenBank genome assembly.
AUGGUUGGUACGUCCGUCGGAAAGCAACAGUCGCAAGUUGCACUUAAACUAAAAAUCGUUCUUUUGUUGGCGGUCAUCGUCGAAUCAGGGGGAGAGUUUGCUUUCCUCCCGGACGCUUUGCUGCUGCAUGUCGUUUGGGUUCGUCUGCAGUUAUCCAUUUUCUCCAGUUUGACCGUUGAUUUCUGUCCUUUUAGCGACGGUAUUUCCGGCUUCUCUCAUCAAGAGGGAAUAACUGAGGAUGUGAUUCGCAUUUUUCUAGGUCCGCCACGUGACUGCAGCGGAGACAUAUACUAUGAACAUCCUGAUGAAAAGCUAACUUGCAACCCAGAUUUGCGGCGAAACAACUGUCCGGUAAAUUGCCGGUGCACGUACGGUCAUAGGUGCUGCUGUGAAAGAAGAGAAAACGUACCGGGAGAUGUGUUCGAAAAAUGCGAUGAAGAUGAUGUAUGUUACGACAAAUUCUCGUCAUGCAAAUUUGGAUUCUGUCAGUGCGACUCGGGCUACAUAUUCAAUGGCAGCAAGUGCUUCCCACGGCAGCUUUUGCCUGAUUCGUCGUUCACGAUGCACAUCUUGGCGAUGAAUGCGGCGAAGGCAUCAGCAUCUGCAUCGAAAAAAAUUCAGGAUGUUUCCACGGAACAUGUUCUUGUCUACCGGAAUACGUUGCAGUUGGCGGAAAGUGUCUCAGGCAGAAAUGUUAAUCAAGGCUCAGUUAGCUUCCUCCUCGUUCAUUCCAAUACUUUAGUGAAAAUGCUAAGGGAGACGUGUGUCUCUGACAGCGAGUGCGGCGUUGCCUAUUCACAAUGCUCCAGCGGAACGUGCCAGUGUGUGAAUGGCUAUGGCGAAACAAACUCUACUUGUAUUCCUGAAGUGGUCACAAUCAAUGAGCCUUGCGGCAUCGGGAUCGGUCACUGUCGCCUGCAAAAUGCAAAGUGUCUGAACGGAAGGUGCCAGUGCCUCACGGGCUAUAUUAAUAAGAACAAUACGUGCGUGCGGUUCAAAGCGAAAUACCUUAACGACGCGUGCAACUUGGAUUCCGAAUGCUCGACCCCGUAUUCAGAAUGUGUCGACUGCACUUGUCAGUGCAAGAAAGGAUUCGAGGAGCACAAUCUUGCAUGUGAACCAAAAUUCGGUCAUCCAUUGGACGUUGCUUGGGAUAAAUGUUUGACUCAGUGCCCUCUGGAUACGCACUUCUGUUUGCGUGACCCCUAUAUCCCAAACAGAUUCAGCUGUUGCGAGAAAGCGUAUUACGGGAACGAUAUUUGGAGCAAAGGUAAGUGCAUUCAACAAUUGGACAUCGGCGAACCGUGUUCCACCGACGACCAGUGCAUCAGGAGCCAAGGAACCUGCGUUCAGAAAGAAACCAGUGAGGACACCGCAAUCGAUCGAUUUGCGGUAUAA